AUGACAAAAAAUAAAUAUGAUUUUGUCAAUGAGAAACCUGUUCAAAAUGGUGAAACGAAACCAGUGAUACUCGAAGAAGACUUGGAAAAAAGUGGAGAUGAGCCAGAGAGGGAGCAAUGGGGGAGAAAAAUUGACUUUAUCCUGUCUUGCGUUGGCUUUGCUGUAGGCCUUGGAAAUGUAUGGAGGUUUCCUUAUCUUUGUUAUAAAAAUGGAGGAGGAGCAUUUCUCAUUCCCUAUGCCAUCUGCCUGAUAUGUGGUGGGGUGCCUGUCUUCUUUCUGGAGAUCUCCCUGGGACAGUUCAUGGCCCAAGGCGGCCUGGGAGUAUGGAAGCUGGUCCCAUUGUUCUAUGGUAUUGGAAUAGCCACCACUGUUAUUGUGUUCUAUCUGAACAUUUACUACAUAGUGAUUCUAGCAUGGGAUGUUUACUACAUGGUGAUGGCCUUUGCUCCAGUCUUACCAUGGUCCCAUUGUAAUAAUCCAUGGAAUACUGACAGAUGUCGUGUGUCAUUCUUAGAUGACCCAGAAUGCAGUGGGCUUAAAGCCUUGAAUGGCACUAACAUUACCGCAGCAUUGAGUUACAGUGAGCCAGAGGGCGCUCUCAAUUCAACAGGCCUUGCAGUAGGAGCAGUUAACAUUAGUGCAAGAUGUCUGAACCACACAUGGCCAGCUAACUUUACACCUGUAGAUCCUGUUGUGGAAUUCUGGGAGAAUCAAAUUCUGCAGAUCUCCCCUGGUGUUGACCAGCCCAAUGGUAUUGUGUGGCAGUUAGCUCUCGCCCUCCUCUUCUGCUGGGUGGGCUGCUAUUUCUGUGUAUGGAAGGGUGUCAAGUGGACUGGGAAGGUUGUGUACUUCACUGCCACGUUCCCAUAUGUGGUGCUAUGCAUACUAUUAGUGCGUGGUGUCACUCUGCCAGGGUCUACUAAUGGUAUCAUCUUCUACCUUAAACCUGAAUGGUCGAGACUUGCGGAUGUACAGGUAUGGAUUGAUGCUGGAACUCAGAUAUUCUUUUCAUACGCCAUUGCCCUAGGUGCCAUGACAGCCCUGGGCAGUUACAACAAGUUCCACAACAACUGUUACAAAGAUGUGAUCAUCAUUUCCGUCAUCAACAGCUUCACCAGUUUGUUUGCUGGCUUCGUCAUCUUCAGUGUGCUUGGCUUCAUGGCGUAUGAACAGGGUGUCAGUGUUGCAGACGUGGCAGAGUCAGGGCCUGGUCUUGCCUUCAUAGCCUACCCUAAAGCAGUGACCCAGAUGCCAUUGGCCCCAGCCUGGGCUGUGCUGUUCUUCCUCAUGAUUGUUAUGCUUGGACUUGACAGUCAGUUUGUUGGCAUGGAAGCGUUUGUUACAGUGGCUGUUGACAUGUUCCCAAAACUUCUACGCAAGAGUCCAAACAGAGAGAUCUUUAUUGCUUUAUACUCGCUAGUCUCUUACCUGAUAGGACUGUCCAUGUGCACAAGGGGUGGCAUGUAUGUAUUCCAAAUGUUUGACUACUACUCUGCUAGUGGUAUAGCACUACUAUGGGUGUGCUUCUUCGAAGCUAUUGCCGUUGCAUGGGUAUUUGGUGUUAAACGUUACUAUGACUGCCUGGAGGUGAUGCUUGGCUUCAGAAUCAACCCCUGGUUCAUGAUCACAUGGUUCGUCCUUACACCGCUGGUCACCAUGAGUAUUUUCAUAUUCAGUUGGGUCGACUUCAAGCCCCUAAAGUACAACAAGACCUAUAUCUACCCAGCCUGGGCCCAAGCCAUAGGGCUUUGUAUGGCCUUCAGCUCAAUGAUCUGUAUCCCUGUCUACGCCAUCUAUGCAAUAGUGACCACUCCAGGCACACUCAAGCAGAGAAUGAUCACCCUGACAACCCCUCGCUGCAGUAUCAUUGUUUUGAGGAGUUCCAAAGAUACUAAUGUGUGAACAUAGAGAGCAUAUCUGAAGCAUUUAUACUGAAGGCCGUGAAUGUGUCACCCAAUUCCUGGGGAGGGAGUUCAUUAGUUGUAACAGUGAACCUAUCCCUCUGGGAGUUAAUACAGCUGAAACUGAUGUAAAUAAUACCUGUGAAUAGACUUUUUUUUAUAAAUGAAGAACAACCAAGAAUUAACUGUACAGGCAUUGAGUAGAGACUCUUUUUGAGUUAAAACAAUCUACAAGAGUUUGCAUUUGAUGAGCUUACAAAGUGGCUCUGUGAUUAGUGGUAAAUGUAUUCAAUGAAGUAGGGAUCGAACCAGCUAUGACUG
Owenia fusiformis is the source of this 2222-nucleotide messenger RNA. Lineage: Eukaryota; Metazoa; Annelida; Polychaeta; Sabellida; Oweniidae. The record is from the annotation of a GenBank genome assembly.